This is a messenger RNA of Meloidogyne enterolobii, 624 nucleotides long. The record is from the annotation of a GenBank genome assembly. NCBI's taxonomy places the organism in Eukaryota, Metazoa, Nematoda, Chromadorea, Rhabditida, Meloidogynidae.
AUGAAAUGGUCGUUUGUGACGGUUCCUGACGAAUUCUUAAUUCUGGCUCGUAAGCAUCUCUGUCGUUUUGUCGUACGUUUCGUCGCAGUCGUGUCCAUUCUCUUUCUUCUUUUUCAUCCGAAUAUAACUGACAUCUUUCCUGGUUUGGCCAAAUAAUAUGUGUACGUUGCGAUUCGUUGAGGUUGAUAGAUCCUUGCGCACUUGGUGAAUUAUUACUGUUGCUAUCUGUCAUUUGACGCAUGACUCGAUAAGCCUUUAGAUGGUUGAUUGCCUCAUUUGCCCGGUUGACCAAACUGGUGAUUGGCCAAUGAUGUUGGAUUUCAUUUCGGUCUGAUUUCUCGUCGUCAGUCAAGUAGUUGACUAAAAAAUUCUCUUCCUCAUCUUGCUUCGCUUCGCUUAAACCUUCCAUAUACUGAUGAUAGUGACGAAUAACUGAUUGGAGCUUCUCGGUCCUCUGAGAUAGAUGUACGAGUUCCAUCUCAACUUCGAUUAGGAGUUCCCGUUCCUCCUCUUCCGUGGGUGUCGAUUUGAUUUUGUCGAUAUACGAAUCGGCAUUCUUUAGACGUUCUACGAGUGACGUCACCGCUACACUGAGCUCUUGACGAAGUAUUCGUGACAUGUUGA